AUGUCCUGGUUACUAUGGUGAAGGAUCUUUUUCCUGGGAUGACAUGUAUAUUAGACAUGUUUUUAUACGAAAGGUUUAUUCAAUCCUGAUGCUGCAGCUCUUUUCAACAGUAGCAGUUAUUGCUCUCUUCACAUUCUGUGCUCCAGUGAGGAUAUACAUUCAGACACAUCCUGUGUUAUACUCCAUGUCCAAUCUUCUGUUUCUUGUCACAUAUAUCUCAUUGGCUUGCUGCAGUGAUUUGAGGAGGCAGUUUCCAUGGAAUCUUAUUCUGCUUACAAUCUUUACUCUGAGCAUGGCUUGCAUGUUGGGUUUCAUCUCUAGUUUCUACAACACCAAGUCUGUAGUGCUGUGCAUUGGCAUCACUGCCAUAGUGUGUCUGUGUGUCACCAUCUUCAGCUUUCAGAGCAAGAUUGACAUCACCUCUUUCCAAGGUCUUCUCUUCAUUCUGUGUAUGGUCAUGUUUUUCUGUGCUAUUGUCAUGGGAUUUGUGGUUCCCUUUGGCUAUGUUCCCUGGUUGCAUGCAGUCUACGCCAGCAUAGGAGCUGUUGUCUUUACCAUGUUUCUUGCCUUUGAUACACAGCUGCUGAUCGGGAACAAGCAAUACGCAAUGAGUCCUGAAGAAUAUAUCUUUGCAACACUCAGUCUCUACCUGGAUAUUGUGUACUUGUUCACGUUCCUGCUGCAGUUGUUUGGUAAUGGUAGAGAAUGAGCAUGCUUGUGUUGUAAUAAUGUCUGUCACGUACAAUACUGAUAGCUAAUGUUUCAAACUGUUCUGCAACCUCAACAUUUUUAGAACAACAUGUGGCCUUUUAUUUACUGUUUAAAGAAAAUCAACUCUGUAGGACUGUUUUCUCAGGUUCUGAGAUAUGCACUUCAUGUGUUAUUCAAAGGUCAAAGUCGAAAACUUUUCACAUGACUAAAUCAUUGUGAAUAUACUUGGUUGCACCAAAACAUGUGCAAGGACUGAUUUUAAAAUAAAAAUUUGCAAGGACUGAAAUUGAAAUAAAAAUAAAAUUGAAAAUACAAAUUAAGGUCCAUCAAAUCUGGGAUCUUAUCAUGAACUAUUGGCUUAAAAGGAGCUACAAAAAUGAAGUAAGGUCUUUUUUGCUUAUGACAAAUGAUUUUAUUUAUAAUUAUAUGUCAAUAAAAUUUUCACUCAGCUGGCAGUUGAAAGUUCAGAAAGUUC
Molecule: messenger RNA, 1186 nt
Organism: Sinocyclocheilus grahami
Lineage: Eukaryota; Metazoa; Chordata; Actinopteri; Cypriniformes; Cyprinidae
Gene: faim2b
Product: Fas apoptotic inhibitory molecule 2b
Exons: 10
Coding region: 44-709 (221 amino acids)
Biological process (GO): negative regulation of apoptotic signaling pathway
Cellular component (GO): endoplasmic reticulum; membrane; Golgi apparatus
Source: RefSeq, a predicted model, not a curated record